Vespula pensylvanica (western yellowjacket) is the source of this 690-nucleotide messenger RNA. It is a transcript of the gene Obp1, whose product is annotated as general odorant-binding protein 83a-like. The record is from RefSeq and is a predicted model, not a curated record. The transcript is spliced from 6 exons. Gene Ontology annotation, biological process: sensory perception of smell. The coding region runs from base 105 to 530 and encodes 141 amino acids. Gene Ontology annotation, molecular function: odorant binding. NCBI's taxonomy places the organism in Eukaryota, Metazoa, Arthropoda, Insecta, Hymenoptera, Vespidae.
AAAAUAAAAUAAAAUAAAAUAAAUAAAUAAUACUAAUAAUUCGUGUUUUUCGGUGGUCUAAUUUUUGUGAAAAAAAAAAAAAAGAAGAACAAAAAAGAAAGAAAAUGAAAGGAAAAUUAUUCUUCGCCGUAUUCGUUGUUCUCGUUUCGAUGAAGAAUGUUAAUGCCGGGCCACCAGAUUGGAUUCCUGCAGAAUUGUUAGAUAUGGUUGCAGGAGAUAAAAGUCGUUGCAUGGAGGAACAUGGAACGACGCAAGCUCUGAUCGAUCAAGUGAACGAAGGAAAUCUGGUAAACGAUCGAUCACUAUCCUGCUACAUGUUCUGCCUGCUAGAUGCUUUCAGUCUGGUGGACGAUGAAGGUAAUUUAGAAGCGGAAAUGUUGCUGGGAUUCUUGCCGGAAAAUUUAGUGGAAAAGGGCACUGAAAUUCUCAAUGCCUGUGCCAAACAGGACGGAGCGGAUGGUUGCGAAAGGGUAUUCAACGUUGCAAAAUGCGUUCAACAGAAAGUUCCUGAGUUAUGGUUCAUGGUUUAAAAAAUGAAAAAGGCUAUAAAACGAGAGGAUGGCAAGGGGGAAUAACCUUCUGAAACUACUUAACGAUUAUCAUAAAUAUUAUUUCUUUUUCUUCCAAUCGAAAUGAGAGAAAAAAUGAAAAUCAUGAUCCAAAUAAAAGAAGCUCGUCGAUAAUUUUAAA